UACAUACGGGUUCUUCGAGCCAUAGCAACCAGACUGGCGUUGAAAACAAACCGUUGCCAUUACUCUUUAACCUGUCGACCUACGCUGGUUAAACCCGUCAUUCUGCCUCCAAAAUGCCGAAAAACUGUGUUGUUUUUGGUUGUGCUAACCACAACUGGAAACAGGUAAAACAAAGGUUGUAUUUUGUUCUGCCAAAGCGUGAUAAAAGCCCACAGAGACGAGACAAAUGGCUCGCAGCUUUACACUGGGAAAACGAGGACGGUUCUCACUGGAGUCCCCCAAAGUCCCGGGUCGUGUGUUCGGAUCACUUCGUUUCUGUCACAGAGGACCUCAUUCGUCGGCGGGCGGAACACAACGAGUGCCAAAUCUUGUCCCUAGAGGAGGUCUCUCUGCACCAGCAGGACAUCGAGAAGAUUGAGCACAUUGACAAGUGGUGCAGAGACCUCAAGAUCCUCUACCUGCAGAACAACCUUAUUCCAAGGAUCGGUGAGAUACUUGAUGGCCUCCUUAGCCGUGUGUCAGUCUCAAAAAUGUUCUCCCGGUCUUUCAUCCUAGAGAACCUGGGUCGCUUGAAGAAGCUGGAGUACUUGAAUCUGGCCUUGAACAACAUUGAAGUCAUUGAAAACCUUGAAGGCUGUGAGAGCCUUUGCAAGUUGGACCUGACGGUGAACUUUGUAGCUCGUCUGAGCAGCGUGCAGACGCUGAAAGACAACGUCCACCUGCGGGAGCUCUUCCUUGUGGGGAACCCGUGCACGCAGUUUGAAGGCUACAGAGACUUUGUGCUUGCUUCGCUGCCACAGCUGAAGUCGCUAGACGGGACACAUGUCACAAGGUCGGAGAGGAUCAGAGCCUCUCAGGGGCUGGAGGAGGUUAGGAGGCGUGUCUCGGAACAAGAGGAGGAAUACCUGAAGAGGAGAGCAGUAGAGAAGGAGGAAGAGCACAGGAAGGGAAAAGGAGACGAGACAGGAAGCCAGGAGACCGAAGGAGACAUUGGCAGCCCCGCCUUGGAGGACAAGCAGGAGUUGAAGGAGACGACCGAGUCAGAUGAGGAGCGACGGGAGAAGGAAUUCUGGAACACUCCGUGUCCUUUCACCCCGGAAUCCCGUCUGGAGACUCACCGCCAUCUGGAGGAAAAUAAGCGGACAAAAGAUAGAAGCAAAGAAAAGAAAGCAAAGCCCCCAAGGACUCUGAUAACUGCUGAUGGACGAGUCUUGAAUGUCAAUGAGCCAAAGCUGGGCUUUUCUCUGACUGAAGACGAUGACAACAACAGGAUCAUCCUAGAUCUGUCAGUGUACAGACACAUGGACACCUCCUUGAUGGAUGUGGACGUGCAGCCAAUGUACAUCAGAGUCACCAUCAAAGGAAAGAUAUUCCAGUUGCUUCUGCCCUCUGAGGUCAAACCUGACAGCUCCACGGCUAAGAGGUCUCAAACUACAGGCCACCUGCUCAUCAACAUGCCAAAGGCUCUAGGCGAAAUCAAGGCGCCAAAGGCCGCCGCACGUCCGUACAGAGACGACCACCGCCAGCGCAAAUCGCCUGAUGACAAAAAGAGAGAGAAGAAUGUUCCAGAGAGGCUGGAAGUGGACGCCAGCAAGGUAUUGGACCUCGCCAACAUUGUACCACGCCACAAUGCCACGGAAGGUCCGCUGGAAGCGACACCAUGGCAACAAAUCCCUGUCCCCUCUGAGGACUUUGUGGACGAUUUUGACGUGCCGCCACUCAUUUAGUACUCAGCCCACUCCCUCCUGUGCAAACUUACUAUUGUACAGUCAUGCUAUCAUGCUAACAUACUAAAUGCUAUCAUGCUAACUUACUAUCAUGCUAACAUACUAAAUGCUAUCAUGCGUUCAUGUUAUCAUGCACAUGCUGAAUGCUGUCAUUCUGUCAUGCUAUCAUUGUGUCCGUCUGUCAUGUUAUCAUACUAACGUCCUAAAAGCCAUCAAGCGUUCAUGCAACCACGUUGCCAUUUUGUAAUGUUAUGCUAACAUCAGGGCUGCCAAGUUUCAGAAAAUACAAAAAAAAAGGGGUCUUUUUUUAAAAACUGAUUUGGCCUGUUUUAACGUCCAUUUAUACCUUAAGAGUAAGACAAAUGUUUCUCACCUUGAACAGCUGUCCCUGCACUGUGGCCUCUUAAUGCUAGACUUAAUUAACCAGAAAUUAGAAAUGAAAAUCAUCUUCACUGUUUUCUCUGCUGGCUCUUCUGUCUCGUCCUCUGCAUCUGUGUUCUCAAUUUGCAUCGGUUCUACAUCUCCAUCCUCAAUCUCUUCUGAUCUCUCUUCAUCUUCCAGUGUUGCCAACUCCUCGGUAAGGACAGUAGCUAUUGGCUGUCAUUAAAGUUGGUAGAAGUUGAUGGAUGACAUUGGCUCAUUUGCAUCAUUGAUUAACAAUGUACGCUGUAAGAGAGGAAUAACGUGGUUGUAGACAUCAUUUAUUUAUUUUUAUUUAUUUAUUUGACGGGCACAGUACAAUUAAACAUUGCUACCCAUAGGUAACCAAUGUCAAAGUACAUAAAGCUUCUUGCCACAGGCUAAUUUCCAACCCUCGUCCCUGGUUAGGUUUUUAAAGAAAAGUGAAAAUUAUGAUAGGAUGAAUAAAUUUUUUUCCUUUGAUUCUUAGUUGAGUUGUAUUUUGUGUUUUUCUUUGUUCUACAUUAUUAAAUGUUAGGAAUAUCAAAUUUGAUCAGAAGACUGAAGGCUUGUGAUAUUCACGAACAAACACAAACUGGCUCAAUAGUUAACUUUUUUCCCCCCCAAAUGUGACAGUGAUGAGAUAUUCACAUUAAUCUCACUCCAAUUAAGGUAGAAAAAGCGUCAUCUUUGCACAGGGUGGGCAUCUCCUCUCUGCUUGGACUGGACUUUAUUGUGAUUGCACUUAAAAGUACAAGGAAAUGUGUAUUCAGUAUAUACUGUCUUGUACGUUAAGGGCAUUUUGAGUGAUACGUGCUGUCAUGUCUCCAAGACAUCCCAAAAAGUCACGAGAUACGCUGCUCGUCGCUUUUGAGAAAGAAAGUCACUAAGAGGAGUUGGAAAGAUACUAGCGAAAAAAUUGCAGAGUUGACGCGCUGCGGUGUGUGCAAAAGACGAGAUGCCAUGACCCGCCUUAGGUUGCUUCUGAUAGGUUUAAAUUGUGUGGUGCUAGAUUUAGGUACACAAUAUAAAGGACUGGUCUGUGAUUGGUAAUUUCGGUCAAUCAAUCAGUUACUCUAACUACGACAUGUCACGAGGAAAAAAGUUUAUUAUUAUAAAAAAACUUAUAGAGUACCACAGGAGUGUCAAACUCCUUUUAGCUCAGGGGCCGCAUGGAGGAAAAUCUGUGCACACGCGGGCCGUACUAUUAAAAUCAUGGCAUUAAAAGUAAAAAAUAAAGACAACUUCAGAUUGUUUUCUUUGUCUUACUUUGGCCAAAAAUAGAACAAACACAUUCUGAAAAUAUUAAAAUAGAAAUAUAGACAAAAAUACCGGCAGCCGUAAAGUUUAGAUCCAUGAAGGAAAUGUCAUAAUCCGUGGUCCGGAUCAUGUUUUGUUAUGUUCUGUUAGUUUUGGACUCCACCAUUAGUUCCUGUUUUUGUGCACCCUUGUUUGUUUUAGUUACCAUGGUUACUU
Entelurus aequoreus (snake pipefish) is the source of this 3602-nucleotide messenger RNA. RefSeq names its product dynein axonemal assembly factor 11 (gene dnaaf11). The record is from RefSeq and is a predicted model, not a curated record. NCBI's taxonomy places the organism in Eukaryota, Metazoa, Chordata, Actinopteri, Syngnathiformes, Syngnathidae. The transcript has 11 exons. Gene Ontology annotation, molecular function: protein binding. The coding region runs from base 114 to 1727 and encodes 537 amino acids. Gene Ontology annotation, biological process: outer dynein arm assembly. Gene Ontology annotation, cellular component: cytoplasm.